CGUGCGCAGGCGCUCAGCGCUGAGGCCUGCCGGAAGCAAAGAUGGCGUAUAGGUAAUCGGCAGGCCGCAGUUGGCGCCUUGUCAGUAUUAGAGCUGGUAGUUUGUAAGCGGCUGUGGCGAACGCCCUCUCCGCCGUCAUGGCCAGGCAUCGGAAUGUCCGAGGCUAUAACUACGAUGAAGAUUUUGAAGAUGAUGAUCUCUAUGGCCAGUCUGUAGAGGAUGAUUAUUGUAUUUCACCAUCAACAGCUGCUCAGUUUAUUUACUCACGACGUGACAGACCUUCAGUUGUUGAACCUGUAGAAGAAUAUGAUUAUGAAGAUUUGAAAGAAUCCUCCAAUUCUCUUUUGAACCAUCAGCUAAGCGGAAUUGAUCAAGCUCGUCUUUUUUCAUGCCUUGAUCACAUGAGAGAGGUACUUGGAGAUGCUGUGCCAGAUGACAUACUGAUUGAAGCAGUUCUGAAGAACAAGUUUGAUGUGCAGAAGGCUUUGUCAGUGGUUCUGGAGCAAGAUAAAAUGCAGAAUUUGAAGGUCAAGAGUGAGGGAGCAAUAUCUACAGGAAAGAUAGCAAAAGGAAAAUCAAUAGAUUCCCAGUCAUCUCGAAGUGAAUCUGAAAUUGUGCCAAAAGUUGCUAAAAUGACUGUAUCUGGAAAGAAGCAAACUAUGGGAUUUGAAGUGCCUGGAGUAACUGCUGAAGAAAAUGGUCAUAUUUUCCACACACCUCAAAAAGGACAUUCUAGUGAAGAUACCGGCCUUGUUUCUUCUGAUGUACUUGAGACCGCUUCUAAAUCAGCCCUUCCAUCCCACACCAUUCAAGCAUCAGAAGAGCAGAGUUCAACACCGACACCAGUGAAAAAGUCUAGCAAGCUGAGGCAACAAAUAGAUAUCAAAGCGGAGCUGGAAAAGCGGCAAGGAGGGAAGCAACUCCUCAACCUAGUGGUCAUUGGUCAUGUUGAUGCUGGGAAAAGUACUCUGAUGGGCCAUUUGCUUUAUCUUCUGGGUAAUGUAAACAAAAGAACUAUGCAUAAGUAUGAACAAGAGUCUAAAAAGGCUGGCAAAUCUUCGUUUGCAUAUGCAUGGGUCUUGGAUGAGACUGGCGAAGAAAGGGAAAGGGGAGUAACAAUGGAUGUUGGUAUGACAAAGUUUGAGACCAAAACCAAAGUUAUUAUAUUAAUGGAUGCUCCAGGCCAUAAGGAUUUCAUUCCAAAUAUGAUUACAGGAGCAGCCCAGGCAGAUGUAGCAGUUUUAGUUGUAGAUGCCAGCAGGGGAGAGUUUGAAGCUGGAUUUGAGACUGGGGGACAAACACGAGAACAUGGCCUCUUGGUUCGUUCUCUGGGAGUGACCCAGCUUGCAGUUGCAGUCAAUAAAAUGGAUCAGGUUAAUUGGCAACAAGAAAGGUUUCAAGAGAUUACUGGAAAACUUGGGCACUUUCUUAAGCAAGCAGGUUUUAAGGAAAGUGAUGUAGCUUUUAUCCCUACAAGUGGUCUCAGUGGUGAAAAUCUAAUCACAAGAUCUCAGUCAAGUGAACUUACAAAAUGGUAUAAAGGACUAUGUUUAUUAGAACAAAUUGAUUCCUUCAAGCCUCCUCAAAGAUCUGUUGACAAGCCUUUCAGAUUAUGUGUAUCUGAUGUUUUCAAAGAUCAAGGAUCUGGAUUUUGUGUAACUGGUAAAAUUGAAGCUGGUUAUAUCCAAACUGGUGACCGACUACUAGCAAUGCCUCCUAAUGAAACUUGUACUGCAAAAGGAAUCACUCUGCAUGAUGAACCUGUCGACUGGGCGGCAGCAGGCGAUCAUGUUAGUCUUACGUUGGUUGGGAUGGAUGUCAUCAAAAUCAAUGUUGGCUGCAUAUUUUGUGGCCCCAAAGAACCCAUUAAGGUUUGCACUCGUUUCAGAGCCCGAAUCCUCAUCUUUAAUAUUGAAAUUCCUAUCACUAAAGGAUUUCCUGUGCUGUUACACUACCAAACUGUCAGUGAACCUGCCGUGGUUAAACGAUUGAUUAGCGUCUUAAACAAAAGCACUGGUGAAGUCACAAAGAAAAAGCCUAAAUUGUUGACCAAAGGCCAGAAUGCAUUGGUGGAGCUACAGACACAAAGACCAGUGGCUCUUGAGCUGUACAAAGACUUUAAAGAGCUGGGGAGAUUCAUGCUGCGCUACAGUGGUUCUACCAUAGCUGCUGGUGUAGUCACCGAGAUAAAAGGCUGAUGGGUCAGAAUUUCUACCAUGUUUCUAAAGACAGUGAGAUAGUUAACCUCCAUGUUUUGAAAGAAUCCAGUUAUUCAGUUAAAGCAACAAUGUGCAAUUGAUAUUUUUUUAAAUGAGAAAAUUCAAGCUAUAAUCAGCUGCAAAGAAGUAUUAUUCACCACUCCUACAAAAAUUUUAAGUUGCCAACUGGCAAAGAAAGGCUAAUAUUGCACUUUCAUUUAAAAAACUAGCUUUUCCUUUGAAAUGUUACUAAUGGAUUUACCUUUCUGAGACUUACGGAAGUUAUCAGAAAUAUGUGUUAGAAGACAUUGAAUCAUCAUGACGUGAACUCUACUUCCAGCCAAACCACCAAAUGUUUUCAGUUUUCUCUUUUGAUUUCAACUUACAACACACAUUUUUAAGGAAGAAUAACUAAAAUGGGUUAUUGAGGUAGUUAAUAUUUGACCUGAGCAGUUUUUUAGUUAACUGUAAGAAAAGAUUUGUUGAAGGUUAAUAAAGGUAUUUUGUGUUGAGCAGUGAGUGUUCUUCCUUCAACAAACAACCAUUUGGAACUGCUUAGUUUGCAUUUAUUGGAAAUUGUUCCUUUGGUAACCAAGAUAUUAUUUAAGGUGUAAAGCCAGCUAAUAAAAUGCCUUUGUUUGAGCAUAACA
Molecule: messenger RNA, 2848 nt
Organism: Globicephala melas (long-finned pilot whale)
Lineage: Eukaryota; Metazoa; Chordata; Mammalia; Artiodactyla; Delphinidae
Gene: HBS1L
Product: HBS1 like translational GTPase
Biological process (GO): translation
Molecular function (GO): GTPase activity; GTP binding
Source: RefSeq, a predicted model, not a curated record